Messenger RNA from Perca fluviatilis (European perch), 1860 nucleotides. RefSeq names its product myelin-oligodendrocyte glycoprotein-like. Lineage: Eukaryota; Metazoa; Chordata; Actinopteri; Perciformes; Percidae. The transcript has 4 exons. The coding region runs from base 82 to 885 and encodes 267 amino acids. The record is from RefSeq and is a predicted model, not a curated record.
UUGAUGGAGUCUACAUCUAAGCUGAAAGACUCUUUUUGAGCUACAACAGUUUUCAGAAGCCCAGGAUGUCUCACCUGAAAGAUGGACCAUGUCUUAAAUCUUCACAUAGUUAUUUUACUGGUGGUGUUUGUCCUCCUUCUCUCAGCACCCUGUUUUGAAGGUCUGGUGCAUGUAGUUGGUCCGUCUCAGCCAAUAUUGGCAACAGUUGGUGAUGAAGUCAUUUUACCGUGCCAGCUGGAACCUGCCAAAAAAGCUUCAGGCAUGACCGUAGAGUGGGCAAGAUCUGACCUGAACCCAAGAUUUGUUUACGUGUGGCGUGACGGUGUGGAACUGGAAAGUAAAACACAUCCGUCAUACAAAAGAAGAACUAAAGUGUUCCCUGAUGAACAGAAGAUCGGAGACGUUUCCCUGAAUCUCUCCAAAGUGAAACUUUCUGAUGGGGGAACAUAUAAAUGCUUCAUUCCAGGACAUGGUGACGCGUUAAUUCAGCUUGUUGUUGGUGAUGUUAACUCACCUUUCAUAGUGAGUAUUAACAUAUCCUCUAGUGGAGUUAUUCUACAGUGUGAGUCUGAAGGCUGGUAUACAGAACCUGAGGUGUUGUGGCUGGACAGUGAGGGAAACCUCCUCUCUGCUGGACCUACAGAGACAGUCAGAGGUCCUGAUGAUCUCUAUACUGUCAGCAGCAGAGUGACUGUGGAGAAGAGACACAGCAACAGCUUCACCUGUAGAGUCCAACAGAAGAACAUCAACCAGACCAGAGAAACACACAUUCAGAUUGCAGGUUCAAAUAUGAAAGGGCUGAAGCCCCCACUGCCAAAUCCCUUUACAGAAAAAAAACAUUUAGCUAUACUUACACCUUUACGAGUUGUGGGUCUGUUAAUGUAAAGUUUGUCCUUAGGUUGGUGCUAGAGGAAAGUAUUAAGAGAAAUUACGGUGCUCAAAGAGGGAGGCUCAUUCAUUACAAUGUAAGUUGCUCACUGGAAGCCAUUAACAAGAAAAGGUAUCAGGCUUUCUCGAGAGUAUUCUGAUAAUAAUAAAGGACUUCAAUUCUAACAGGCCGAAAUUGGUGCAAAGCUCGGCCCUGUACCUUAGGGGACUUGUUCUUCCUAAUUGGGGCAUAAACAUGCUCAAUACAUUUCAUGGCAGUUUGCCUAUUAGGUUAUGAGAUAUAACAGCAGAUGGUGACAAAAGAGAAAAGGUCAAAGGGUCACCAAAGUCACUGAGAUUUAUCCUCCUGGGGACCAUGAAUAUCUACACCAGAUUUUACAAUAUUUGUCAAGAUUUUCUUACUUACCUUGCAUGGCAGCUGGAUGCUCUUGAUUUCACAAGAUCAAGCAAGAAACGCAUAUCACUCCACAUCACACAAGAAUCCAUCUUGUCAAGUUUCAAGUAAUGUGUUUGUGUCCAGCGAGGAGCUACUGGUAGAUAGGACUAUGGUUUACGUGUGUGAAGGCUACCACAGUUUGUUAAAAACAACAAUGAAGUGAUAGACAGAUGAUUUAUCCUAUCAUCUGCCAGGUAUUUUUUGAAAGUGCCUGCCCUUUGCAGUAACAGUUUCCAAUAACUUAGAUGGUUCUGUGAAACAAACCAUCUCAGGUCAGGUUAGAGAUAUCCUGCUCUGGACGAAGGUAUUGGACAGACAAACUAACAGGACUUUGUUAGCUGCUAAUCACAUAAAUAUUUUCUAAUUUAAUGAAAUUCUCACUUUGAUAGUUUGAAAGAACUGAUGUGCAGUUUGACUUAAGUGACGAUUGGUUCUGUGUUUUUAUCAUUUCAGCUGAUUUCUUCACGGUGCCACCAAGUUCAUCUGUUCGUUUCAACAUUGGUGUUAUUGCUUUGGUUAUUUUCUUUUUGUGUAGA